This is a messenger RNA of Lentinula edodes (shiitake mushroom), 996 nucleotides long. RefSeq lists its product as uncharacterized. The record is from RefSeq and is a predicted model, not a curated record. The transcript is spliced from 6 exons. Gene Ontology annotation, cellular component: cytosol. Gene Ontology annotation, molecular function: protein binding. The coding region runs from base 1 to 996 and encodes 331 amino acids. Gene Ontology annotation, biological process: protein insertion into ER membrane. NCBI's taxonomy places the organism in Eukaryota, Fungi, Basidiomycota, Agaricomycetes, Agaricales, Omphalotaceae.
AUGUCUUCAUCUCGAGCACUCAACGCGAUCCUUCCGCAGAUUGAGAAAUCACCCUAUGAGGCUCACCAAAAGGCUCGAACGUUCGCCUCUCGUUAUGUUAAAUCGUCCCAAUACGACGUCGCCAUCGAUGUUCUCUUCCAAAGCUCGAGAGAACUGCUGAAAACGGGCCAGCCAGGAAGUGGGAUUGAUCUUGCUGGAUUCUUGCUGGAAGUGUAUGAUACGAAGGGGGAAAAUGUUACCGAAGAAAGUAGAGGAAGAUUGACACAGCUUAUUGCUCUGACGGGCUCUGAAGGCGCAUGGCGGAAGACGCUGAUAGACAAAUCUCUAGCUUGGUCGGCAAAACAUGGGCCUUGUCCUGCUGGUGAUCAAGCAUUGCAUCACUACAUAGGAGAGCUAUUAUACAAAGAGGGCUCCUUCGACACCGCCGAGCGGCAUUUCCUUGCCUCUGGGUCGCGAGAUAGCGCAAGAUUACUAGCAGAGAUGUUCAUCCAGUGGGCUACACCAACUAACACAUUUGGGCUGUUUGCAUUACGUGGAACAAUACCGUAUCUGCAAAAUGGCAAUAUACUUGCAGCACGAACGUUUAUCAAACAUUAUGUCUCCGCUUCUGUUCUCCCUCGCUCGACUGUCGGGUCCACUCUUCCUGUUGGAACUUCCGGGGACGAAAUCAUCGUCGCCCAGGAUACGUUCAUCAACUUUGCUCAACUGGCAGUGGUGACGUGUCAGCGUGCCAACGGAGAGCGAAACAAGGUCAUGCGAGAGAGCUGGGUUCGCCUUUGUGGCACAUACCAGAGCCGAGGAGGGGUUCUUGCACAGCCGGAGGUGAGGAGGGCUUUACAAGAUAUCGCGACACUUUACUUUGCGAUUCCGCCUCCUAGAAGUCAAGCAGGAAACCCGUUGGGAGAUAUGAUGUCCUCGUUGUUUGGUGGAGCUCCCUCAGCUCAGCCAGUGAGGCGUGUUCUGACACCUGCAACUGCAGCGACUGGGUUAGAUUGA